UCCGUCUCCAUGACGACAGUAAACAGGUCUGUCAGUGUGACUUACACACUGGUGAAACAUUAGCCGGACAGAGAGAAAGAAACCACACACACACAUGCACACACACUCUCUCUCUCUCACACACACUGGUCAGGACAGAUGGCGGAUUCACAGCGAACAUCUGAACCCAUCAACUUUGUGCAUCAAGAUGAAAUCUGGAAAGCACAUGUAAAAGUUGAGAAGGAUUCGACUAAAGUCUGGCCCAACAAGUGGGGCUUCCUGACUGAGGCCUACAAGGAGUACGAGAGGGAGAGUGUGAAGCUGAUGGAGGCGGUCAGAGUGGAGCUUCCCCAUCACCUGGCAGCACGACCUCCGACCCCUCCAGAUAAAUAUAUCCACGUGGGCCCUUCUCCUCCAGUUCCUCGGACAACUCAGGCCCUGAUUGGUUGGCGUUCAGGUCACUCACAUCUUCAGCUGGAAAAGUAUGGCACGGUGCAUCAUGGGAGGCGUAGUUUACUGAAGGAGCUGGGCUGGCCUCUCAACGCUUGCAGCUGACUAGAAGCCACCAUUCUGUAUUGUCUUGGCUAAUCACUGACUCAGUACUGGACGUGGAGGAAAAACAGAGGGCUUAUGACCAUGUAGAUUAUUGAAGUGAGCAUUAAGGAUGUACCAUUAAAUAAAAACAUACAUGAAAUCAACCAUGAAA
Molecule: messenger RNA, 685 nt
Organism: Siniperca chuatsi (mandarin fish)
Lineage: Eukaryota; Metazoa; Chordata; Actinopteri; Centrarchiformes; Sinipercidae
Exons: 4
Coding region: 139-534 (131 amino acids)
Source: RefSeq, a predicted model, not a curated record